This is a messenger RNA of Metarhizium album ARSEF 1941, 1146 nucleotides long. Its product is annotated as panthotenate synthetase. Gene Ontology annotation, molecular function: pantoate-beta-alanine ligase activity. The transcript has a single exon. Bases 1 to 1146 code for a protein of 381 amino acids. The record is from RefSeq and is a predicted model, not a curated record. Gene Ontology annotation, biological process: pantothenate biosynthetic process. Lineage: Eukaryota; Fungi; Ascomycota; Sordariomycetes; Hypocreales; Clavicipitaceae.
AUGCAGCGUCUGGUAGCGGCCCGGAUCGGGGCACGUGCUGCCCUUGGCCCGCGGCGUGGCCCGUCGUCGUCGCCGCCCUCGCCCAAGACACCUUCGAGGCCGCUACGGACGGCCGCCGAGACGCUGCCGUCGUCGCCCAUACGCGUGCUCCGCGCGGUCGAGCAGGUCCGGCGAUGGAGGAAGCCGCUCAUGGUCAACUACCGCAGCGUUGGACUGGUCCCCACCAUGGGAGCCCUCCACCGGGGUCACCUCGCCUUGAUCCGGGCCGCGGCCAGGGAGAACCACCACGUCGUGGUGAGCAUCUACGUCAACCCGGCCCAGUUCGGCGUCACGGAGGAUCUGUCGUCGUACCCGGUGACGUGGGAGACGGACGCCGCCGCGCUGGCCGAGCUCGACCGCGAACUGGCCGACGACGGGGCCAACCUCGGGCGCAUAUCCGCCGUCUUCGCGCCCACCACCCCGGAGAUGUACCCGUCCGGGUUCCCGGGCCAGGCCGUCGACAGCAAGGGCAGCUUCGUCACCAUCACGCCCGUGGCCGAGGUCCUCGAGGGCGCCAGCCGGCCCACCUUCUUCCGGGGCGUCGCCACCGUCUGCAUGAAGCUCUUCAACAUCGUGCAGCCGGAGCGCGUCUACUUUGGCCAGAAGGACGUCCAGCAGACGCUUGUCAUCCGACGCAUGGUCAGGGACCUCAUGGUGCCGACGGAGGUGGUCGUCUGCCCGACCGAGCGCGAGGCCGACGGCCUGGCCAUGGCCUCGCGCAACGCCUACCUCGGCACGCGCCGUCGCGCCGUCGCCACCGUGCUCAACGCCGCUCUGCGGGCUGCCGAGGGCGCCUACCGCGGCGGGCGCACCGAUCGCGCUGCCAUCCUCGGCGCUGCCGAGGCCCUCUGCGCCGCCGUGCUCAGGGCGCAGAUGGACAUGGGGCCGAGCGAGCGGGCUCGGUUCGAGGUCGACUACCUGUCCCUCGCUGAUCCCGACUCCUUGCAGGAGAUUGGGGCUGUCGAUCCGGCAACCGGUGCUGUUUUGAGCGGCGCCGUGAAAAUGUUGCCUGUGGAGGAGCCGCGCGAGGGCGAGCAUCUGGGCCAUGGCGGCGGCCCUGCGGUCAGGCUGAUUGACAAUAUCAUUCUGCCGCCCAGGUCGACCUGA